CACUUCAGGGAGCUGUCACAGGAAAUUGAACGACUCAAGAGCCGCCUUGAACAGCUGGAGGUCGUGGAGGGGGAUUUGAUGAAGACGGAAGACGAGUACGACCUCCUGGAGAAGAGGUUCAGGUCUGAGCAGGACAGAGCCAGCGUCCUGUCCAAACUGCUGGAGGACACCAGAAGCCAGCUAGUCUGGAGCAAGAAGGUUGAGAGAGGAGAAGCCACCAGUUUGGAAGCCGAGCUGAGACAUCGCUGCAAGACCGAGGAAGCUCGAUCCAGAGGGCUCCAGGCCGACGUCCAGGCCCUGAAAGAGAAAAUCCACGAGCUGAUGAACAAGGAGGACCAGCUGUCCCAGCUUCAGGUGGACUUCUCCGUCCUGCAGCAGAAGUGUCUAGCGGAGGAAGGGACGAGCCGGAGACUGAGUCAGGAGGUACACCACCUCAGCAAGGAGCUGGAAGCCACCAAGCGCUACAGUCGUGUGAUGAGACCUGGGACCAACGGCAGCAGGAUGGUGGACGUACCGGUGACGUCCACUGCAGUCCAGACCGACAUGGCUGCCGGCAAUGACGAGGACUCCACCGCCGGAUUCAUCAGACAAUCGGUCCAGGAGGAGAACCGCUUCAUGAACAAUCUCAGACAUCAGGACCUCAUGAGGCCGUCCGUCCUGGACCGAUACCCUGCAGCUUCGGCAGACGGGCCCACACGGCAGCCAUGGACGCCUUGGAGCAGCUGGAAGGAGGACAGCGCUCCGGAGAUGUUCCGAAGGCCGGGAAAACCUCUCCACAUCCGCGUGACGCCGCACCAUGCGAACAGCACAGCUACUCUGGAGAUCACCAGUCCCAGAGGGGAGGACUUCUUCUCCAGCACCACCAUCAUACCUACCCUGGGACAUCAGACGCCUCGCAUCACCAUAGUCCCAAAAGCUACAAGUGUGUCCUCCAAGAUUCCAGACCCACCGGGGCACCUGACGCGGGUCAACUCCCCGGUCACCAUAACCACCAUCUCCAGAGCCAAAAGUCCAGUGAAAAAAAGCGGCAGCCGCACAGAGCUCCUGCAGUCACCAGUCUCCAUCAUCACAGUCAGCACAACCCCCGUCUCCGAGGUGUGUGAGUCACCGGACCCUCACCAAAACCCCGCAGGCAGGACCGUGAUCAAGAUGACCCCAGAGAGGCAGUCCGCCGCCAGACCUGGGAGGACGUGCAGCAGCAGCAGCAGCAUCGUCACAACCGAGGAUAACAAGAUCCACAUCCAUCUGGGUCCACAGAUGAAGACCAGUGGUCAUCCUGCGCCUCUCCAGCCGCUCAGCCCGGAAACGAGUCCCAGCUCAGCGCAGAUACCCUCGCUGAAGACGGCGCUGGCCAAGAUGAAGAGCAGUAUCAUGAUCACGCCUGUCUCUUCAGCUGCAUCCAGACCGGGUCCGCCAGUGCUCGCUCCGGACGCGCGUCCCUCUCGAAGCGGCGCCACUCAGAUGCCGCUGGCAUGGAGCUUGAAGCCGGGAGGCGUCACCAAAGCGGUGCUGGGUGUCUCCACGCUGACCAGAGUCGAGGCCCGGACAGAAGGUCAGUCGAUGAAGAUCGAGCUGAAGAGUCCAACGUUGCUUGGCCAAGUGGGCAAGACCUGAUGGAGGUAACCCGCCUCUGCCGCCACACUACAUCCCAAGCUGCAGCUUCCUGGAGCUGGUCUGGGAGCCGAGUUGCACUGCACGCUGCUCACCAUCGCUCGGGAGGAUUCAGAUUCAAGCUGUAAUAAAUGUGUUUAUCUGACUGGUAGCCUCACUUUUGUCCUCUCUGCCUGGAGGGGUGGUGGUUCUGAGUCUUGAGUCUGAGGAUGAAGACCCUCAUCACUUCCUGGUUCAGCAUGUGACACGAGAACAACGGUCUUGUCCCAGUGUAACGUUUCCAGCUUUCAUUCACUUCCCAAAGCAGUGGAAUGUAAAUGAAUGGCCCGAUUAACUGCUUUUUUUCUGAAGUCAACUGUAUUUUCAGAGGCACUUGAACGCGCCAUCUGCCAUUCGGCGUUUGAGAUGCGCAGUGGAAGGUACCGCCUUCCUUUUCCACUGAUUGGCUGUAGGAGCAUUAGCCACGCCCUUCUACUUCCGGCCCAAGCUGCAACUACUUUCCAGUCGAGGGUUUCGCGUUUUUUUUAUUAUGACUAAAUUAUUAAUGAAAGCGAAAAUAGCUUUUCUUGGUAGAUUGAAAGGUCAGCGCUUUAAAAUUUGUAAUAUUUAGCAAUACUACUCUACUACUCAGCAUACUUCUUUUAGUGAAUAUAAAAUAAUAUGAUGA
Molecule: messenger RNA, 2278 nt
Organism: Synchiropus splendidus (mandarinfish)
Lineage: Eukaryota; Metazoa; Chordata; Actinopteri; Syngnathiformes; Callionymidae
Product: filamin-A-interacting protein 1-like
Exons: 2
Source: RefSeq, a predicted model, not a curated record